Penicillium malachiteum is the source of this 1188-nucleotide messenger RNA. Its product is annotated as TDT family transporter. The transcript is spliced from 5 exons. The record is from RefSeq and is a predicted model, not a curated record. NCBI's taxonomy places the organism in Eukaryota, Fungi, Ascomycota, Eurotiomycetes, Eurotiales, Aspergillaceae. Gene Ontology annotation, cellular component: plasma membrane. Gene Ontology annotation, molecular function: sulfite transmembrane transporter activity. Gene Ontology annotation, biological process: sulfite transmembrane transport; transmembrane transport. The coding region runs from base 1 to 1188 and encodes 395 amino acids.
AUGACGAACGAAUCUCAAAGAACAGUACAGCCGCCUACCACAAAACAUGAUCAAGGAUGGAGAAGAGUGGUUCGCAAUUUCACCCCAUCAUGGUUCUCUGUGACAAUGGGGACGGGAAUCGUUUCAAUACUGCUUCACAAUAUCCCAUAUAAUGGUGCAUGGAUUUAUUGGAUCUCUUCAGGCAUUUUUGCGCUAAAUGUGCUCCUCUUCGGACUGGGAUGUGUAAUCAGCAUCCUUCGGUAUACCUUAUAUCCAGAGAUUUUUAAGGUGAUGAUCACGCAUCCAGUGCAGUCCAUGUUUAUUGGAACAUUUCCCAUGAGCCUUGCCACGAUCAUCAACAUGACCGUUUCUGUAUGUGUUCCAGUAUGGGGAGAAUGGGUCAAAUAUCUCGCUUGGGGACUCUGGAUCUUCGACGCAGUGGUCUCUGUGGUGACUGCUUUGUCAUUAGCCUUCAUUUUAAUGACGCAUGGAAAUGAGAUUCACCUGUCUUCAAUGACAGCCGUCUGGCUCCUCCUUAUCGUGAGUUGUAUUGUGGCUGCCUCCUCGGGUGCCAUUGUCGCCGAGGUCCUUCCAAACAAAAAAUAUGCCCUCUGGACUCUUCUUGUAAGUUAUGUGCUGUGGGGAAUUGGGGUUCCUCUUGCGUUGAUGGUUAUGGCUAUAUACUUUCAACGCUUGACGCUGCAUAAACUUCCACCAAAAGCCGUUAUUGUGAGCGUCUUCUUGCCCCUGGGACCACUAGGACAGGGUGGCUAUGGAAUUAUGAAGCUGGGCCAAUGCGUUCAAGAUAUCUUUGCCAAGACUCAGACUCUGGAAACAACCUCGGGGCCCAUCUUGUACACCUUGGGCUUUCUGGUUGCCUUUGUGAUGUGGUCUUUUGGGCUAGUUUGGCUGUUCUUUGCUUUAGCAUCUAUUACUAAAAGUCAGAAAUUCUCUUUCAAUAUCGGGUGGUGGGGAUUCACUUUCCCAUUGGGGGUGUACGCUGCUAGUACAAUUCAGAUAGGCACUGAACUGCCCUCGAGUUUCUUCCAGGUGCUAGGGAUGAUCCUAGCGUUUUUCGUUGUUCUUCUAUGGAUUAUUGUUAGUAUUGGGACAUUGCGCAGAGUGAUUUCGGGGAAGUUAUUUUUUGCCCCGUGUUUAGCCGAUAUUCGUGUUUUAGAAGAGGAUAAAGAGGCGGGAAAGGCGGCAUAA